UAGGAUAUAUUUUAUAUAAUUAAAAAUGAACAACACUGGCACAAGAUCUCGCUCCAAGAACAGAGAAAAUAAUUUAGAAUCCCAAAACUCAAAUUCACUGGACAUGCCUUUUAAUUCUGAACGAGAUAUAAACAGUACCAGGACACCAACUUCGAAAAUGCACUGGUGGUAUGAAGACAGGUCCAGUGUCCUACUUUUGCUGUUCCUGUAUGUUCUGCAGGGAAUUCCUCUUGGACUAGCUGGCAGUAUUCCAAUGCUAUUAGCGUCGAAAAGUGUAGACUACAAGCAGCAAGCUCUCUUCAGUUUUGUGUUUUGGCCAUUUAGUAUAAAGCUGUUGUGGGCACCUAUAGUAGAUGGAGCUUAUAUACAAAGUAUUGGAAGACGAAAAACAUGGCUAGUUCCAACUCAAUACGUGAUUGGUACAAUCAUGUUCAUUCUCUCAUACAAAUUAGACGCCAUAAUGGGAGGUCCUGAACCUGAUGUAUGGAAUCUUACAGUUUGCUUUUUUAUUUUAAACUUUUGCGCCGCCACACAAGAUAUUGCAGUCGAUGGAUGGGCACUUACAAUGUUGUCUAAGAAAAAUGUUGGACUUGCUUCAACUUGUAACUCAGUGGGACAGACUGCAGGUUAUUUCCUUGGUUAUGUUGUUUUCCUUGCAUUGGAAUCUGCAGACUUUUGUAACAAGUAUUUUAGAUCGGCAGAUUCUCAUAAAGAGGAAGGUCUUGUUAAUUUAUCUGGGUUUAUGUACUUCUGGGCAAUUGUGUUUAUUAUAACCACCACGCUAGUAAUGAUAUUUAAGAAAGAAGAUGCUCAAAAUACAUCAGAAAUAAACGAUACUGCUUCAAAAGGUGUUGUGUCUACUUACAAGUUGCUUUUUAAGAUCAUUUGUUUGCCAAACGUGCUUCAAUAUGUUGUUAUCUUAUUAACAGCAAAGAUUGGUUUUGCAUCUGAAUCAAUAGUUGCAUUGAAGCUAAUAGAAUGUGGAAUACACAAAGAAACUUUAGCUUUGCUUGCAAUACCCCUUACACCAUUACAAAUUGCCCUACCUGUUAUCAUUGCAAAAUAUACCUCAGGCCCACGACCAUUGGACAUUUUUCUGAAAGCAAUUCGUUAUAGGCUCAUUUUUACCUUGUUGUUUGCUGCAUUUGUUCAUUACACUCCUUCAUUUAAGCUGGAAGAUGGUACAUUCCCAUAUUAUUAUUUUGCUGCAGUGCUAAUUAUGUAUUGUUUCCACCAGGUUACAUUGUACAGUAUGUUUGUAGCAGUAAUGGCAUUCAAUGCUAAAAUUAGUGACCCUCAUAUUGGUGGAACAUAUAUGACUUUACUCAACACAGUUGCAAAUCUAGGAGGUAACUGGCCAAGUACAUUAGCACUCUGGUAUGUUGAUGCUUUAACAACAACUAACUGUGUUGGAGGAACUUCAAAUCUUGUUUAUUGUAGCAAGGAGGAUAAAGCAGUUUGUGAAACAGCUGGUGGUUUGUGUGUUACCACGGUUGAUGGUUAUUAUGUGGAAGCGGUUCUAUGUCUUAUACUUGGCAUUCUAUGGUUGAUAUGGAAGUCAGAUUCAACUCGUAAAUUACAAAAUGUUGAUCCAGAAAGAUGGCGUUGUCCAAGAUGAUGAAUUGUAUUUUAACUGAAACUGUUUACACUUCAGUGUAGAUUUUAUAGAAAGCAAAAUAGUAAACAAGUAAAUAGCAAAAUGUGGAAUAUUUGUUUAAUAUUUUACGUUUCAACAUUUAACCUGCAUUGCAGUGUAUAAUGUUCACUGCAAAAUAUUUUUUGUGCUGCAAAUGUUUCAGCUAACAUUUUUAUUUAAAUUUUUGGUGAGCCUAUUGCAAUAAAAGGUAAAUGCAGCAUCAGUGUAUGUUGUACAAAUCCCCUGCCUUUGAUGUAUGGUGUGACUUCCAUGACAAUUUAAUACCAAGUGAUAUUUUUUACUAUGCACUGCCCAUGUGUAUGAAGUUAAGAUUUGUUGUGUUUGAGCUGCUAGAAUACCUGUUUUCAUGUCCUUAACGUUUAGUGCAAUGUUUUUAAAGCUUUGGCACUGUUUCAACAAAAGAAGAAUUUAAGUUUUUGUUCUUAUUAGUGAUAAAGUUGUUACAUAGUAUUGUUCCAAUUUUAUAUUUGCAUAAUAAAAGGGUGUGGGAAUAUACACA
Messenger RNA from Ciona intestinalis (vase tunicate), 2156 nucleotides. Lineage: Eukaryota; Metazoa; Chordata; Ascidiacea; Phlebobranchia; Cionidae. The record is from RefSeq and is a predicted model, not a curated record.